This is a messenger RNA of Cordyceps militaris CM01, 804 nucleotides long. RefSeq lists its product as uncharacterized. The record is from RefSeq and is a predicted model, not a curated record. The transcript has a single exon. Lineage: Eukaryota; Fungi; Ascomycota; Sordariomycetes; Hypocreales; Cordycipitaceae. Bases 1 to 804 code for a protein of 267 amino acids.
AUGUCGUCAAACGAACCCGACUACAACCGCGCGGCCGACAUGCACCGCGCGCCGCUGCACACGCCGCAGCAGAUGGCCGCCCUACUCCUCGACCUAUACACAUUCCUCACCACCCUCCACUUAGACCCGGCUGAUCUCAAGGCGGCCCCGGCGGACGGGUGGCCGGACCUGACGCCGGAGCACUGCGCGCACUUUCGCGGCGACUAUGCGCUGCAGGUCCUGCGCCAUCUGCCCUACCUCGGCGGCCGAGCACCGCAGCACCUGCACUACCAAUGCGAGGUUGUCGACUACACGGCCGUCGACCGCGCCUGGUUCGUCGAGCACCACAUGGACAGCGACACCGACGAGUGGUGGUCGACGCUCAGCCAGGUGCCCGCGGCCUGGAUGCUCCCGCUGGCGCUCGGCGUCGGCAGGGAGGCGAGCAGCUUCUACUUGAACGUUGUCGAUGCCGAGGUCUGCGAGGUCGUCUCGGGACUAGGCGACGACGGACCGAAGCCGCUGGAUGCGUGGGUCGAUGAGAUGAAGCAGCUGUUUGCGUGCUUGCGGCUGAUUCCGUGUGACGGAAAGCUGAUGCUCGUCUGCGAGGAGGUCGAGGACACGGAGGAAAGGAUUGGUGAGGACCAGUUUCGCGCGGAGGAGGGCUGUUUCCCGACCGACCUGGACGUGCGGUUUAUAAGACAGGUGUAUAGGGAGUAUGGCUGGCCAGAGAGGUUUCGGUAUAAAGAGGCUAUGGCAUAUCUGCUGCCAGUGGUGGAAGAAAUCGCCGAGGAUAAUGACGAACGGUGGUGGAUGGACCGGAUAUGA